Coniophora puteana RWD-64-598 SS2 is the source of this 1050-nucleotide messenger RNA. RefSeq names its product acyl-CoA N-acyltransferase. Gene Ontology annotation, molecular function: glucosamine 6-phosphate N-acetyltransferase activity; monosaccharide binding. Bases 1 to 729 code for a protein of 242 amino acids. NCBI's taxonomy places the organism in Eukaryota, Fungi, Basidiomycota, Agaricomycetes, Boletales, Coniophoraceae. Gene Ontology annotation, biological process: UDP-N-acetylglucosamine biosynthetic process. The record is from RefSeq and is a predicted model, not a curated record. Gene Ontology annotation, cellular component: endoplasmic reticulum; endoplasmic reticulum-Golgi intermediate compartment; Golgi apparatus. The transcript has 4 exons.
AUGCCCACAGAGGCCUGGCUGGCCUGGUAUCAGGAGGCGGCGAUGCUGCAGGCUGUGACUGGGGACGAAGGACGAGGCGGGGAAGCGGAACGUUGCUUUGAACGACACUUAUCCUCUCUCGUUGAUUCACCACACCUAGACGUCGGAACUCCACCCACCACAGUCUCAAACAUGUCCUCCGGCCAACAGUCCUACUCUGCUCCCCUCGAGCUCGCUUUCCCUGAGGACCUCAUCUCCCCAGAGGUCCUCAAGGCUCUCCCGUCUGAGCUUACUAUGCGCCCGCUCGCCUCGGACGACUACAAGCGCGGCCACCUCGACGUCCUCUCCGUCCUCACCGUCGUCAACGACCCAGGUGCCGCUGCCUGGACGUCCCAGUUCCACGCGAUGCGUGCCAUGCCGCGGACGUACUUCUCGCUCGUAAUCGUCGACAAGAAGUCCGACCGCAUCGUCGGCGUCGGCUCGCUCUUCGUCGAGCGCAAGUUCCUCCGCGGGCUCGGCAGCGUCGGUCACAUUGAGGACAUCGCCGUCGACAAGAGCCAGCAGGGCAAGAAGCUCGGCCAGCGCAUUAUCCAGGCGCUCACGUACAUCAGCGAGAACAGCGGGUGCUACAAGACGAUUCUGAACUGCAGCGAUUCCAACGUCCCGUUCUACGAGAAGUGCGGCUUCGCGCGCAAGGAGAACGAGAUGGCCAAGUACGCGCCCGAGCGGUCUCACUCCCCUCGCCUUUGAAUCGAAGGGUUCGUCUGUUCGUUUCGCCAAUUACUAGAAGGUUCUCUAUCAUCCACUUUAAUAUCACAUUGGACUUCACUAUAAACACAGCAACACGAUACCUAUCUUAAGCGCCUGUACAUAGUUGACUAGCCGUCGGACUUUCACUUUGCAUAGUACCUUCCUGUAUCCUCAAUUUCCAUGACUCGCCCGCGUUGGGUGUUCUCGUUCCGCUGCUGCCGGCGCUAUGUGUGUUCGGUACUUGUCGAGUGAAGGUUGACUUGGGUGAUAAGACGAGUCGAGGUGAGGUGAGAUGAACGUGUAGACAUGCCUGGCUAAUUG